AUGAAUAGACGCACAAAUGGCCCUGCAAAGAACCAAGCAGUCUCACAUCGUUCACAGGUUCUAGGUACUCAUCAUGUAGGUGAGUUCCAGGUUGUGCUACACCGACGAACACCAUUACGGGCCAUCAGACAGAGGUCAACGGCUCCCCCUCCGUCAAACAGAAAUGGGAGUAUUUCAACAAGGCUGAAUGGCUGGAACCACAAUGACGAGUUCUUCCGUUUCACUCGCGCCCGAUUUCUUCGCGACGAGCCACGCCAGCUUUCCCACAGAUACGUUCCAUUCAACCUUGACGAGCUCGGGCAAGUAGCCAUUCGUGCCGCCCAGGGUGCUAGUAAGGGAGCCCGGCGAUGCGUGAAUAUUGAGAAAUUGGCCGAUGGGAUGCACAAUAAGGCUGUCCGCUUUACGAUGGAUAAUGGUUUUCAAGCGGUGGGCAAAGUACCCAAUCCAAAUGCCGGGAAGCCGCAUUUCACGACGGCCUCGGAGGUUGCCACAAUGGAUUUUAUGAGAAAUAUAAUGGGGAUACCGGUGCCAAAGGUAUAUUCUUGGAGCUCCACAGCUGACAAUGCAGUGGGGGCGGAGUAUAUUCUCAUGGAGAACGUACGUGGCGUCCAACUGGGUACGCUUUGGGAUCAACUCGACGUCGAAAUCAAGAUGAAGGUGCUGAAAAAGGUAACGUCAUACCAAGAAACAUGGGCACGUACCUGUUUCUCGCAAUAUGGCAGUUUGUACUAUAAACAAGACCUCGCAUCUUCGGCUCCCUGUGUCAAAUACACCGAUCAUAAUGGCGGGACUGUGGUGGACAACCGCUUUGCAAUUGGUCCAUCCGUAAGCAGACAAAACAACGACGACGGCAGGAUCGACAUGGACGUUGAUAGAGGUCCUUGGAACACGGCAGAAGACUAUGAGCGCGCCACGGGUUUCCGCGAAUUACAUGGCAUCAGAAAUGUAUCACGGCUUCCAGGAUCCCCGAUUGCCAUCUAUUAUUCCGGGACAUACCAACCGUCCAGAGACAAAAAGACCCUUGCGGUGGAAAGUUACCUGAAAUUGCUGAAGUUCCUGCUCCCAGAGAAGUCUCUACAAACCUCCCAUAUCUGGCACAACGAUUUGCAUACAGAGAAUAUCCUGGUCAAUCCAAUGGAUCCGUCGGAGAUCUAUGGAAUUAUUGACUGGCAAUCUACUGAAUUAGCACCGUUGUAUGAUCAUACUCUGGAACCCUAUAUUCUUGAUUAUGAUGGCCCACCCCUGGAUGGGUUGAUGGAACGACCCAAACUUGCGGAUAUUCGUGCACUCUUUCACGAUGAGCCCGAGCCCAUAGCCAACCGUAAGGCGAACGCAUUAUUCAUUGACAUGUCCCUAGUUUCUUUAUACAGACACCUGAUACGCCAGAAGAUCCCGCAACUGUUCAAGGCCCUUGAGUUUCGUGAAACCAUGUGCUUUCAAUUGCUUCUCUUCGCACGUAACCUUCUGGUCGAUGGCGAAGCAACUUAUUUAGCCCUUUUGGCAGAUCAGCAGCGAGAGAAUUGGAGAGAUAUUCCGAUAAUACACCACGGACACGAACCCUCACCCAUAUGUUUCUCGGCGGACAUGCUACAGAGAAUCGACAUAGACCAUACCGACACCAAUUCCGCCGUUGCGCUGAUGCGAGAAGCUCACGAGAUGAUAGGCAACCGGUUCUUUUGCGCGUCGGGAUUGGUAAGCCAUGAAGAGUUCCGCGAGGCUCAGCAGAUUAUUCCUCGCGCCAAGGCAGAGUUUAUCCACAAGCAUGCACGCAACGCAGAAGAAGCUCUCGAGUUAGAACAUGCCUGGCCGUUCCAAUAA
Aspergillus bombycis is the source of this 1818-nucleotide messenger RNA. RefSeq lists its product as uncharacterized. The coding region runs from base 1 to 1818 and encodes 605 amino acids. The transcript has 4 exons. Lineage: Eukaryota; Fungi; Ascomycota; Eurotiomycetes; Eurotiales; Aspergillaceae. Gene Ontology annotation, cellular component: mitochondrion. The record is from RefSeq and is a predicted model, not a curated record.